Messenger RNA from Histoplasma mississippiense, 735 nucleotides. RefSeq lists its product with no specific name. The coding region runs from base 1 to 735 and encodes 244 amino acids. The record is from RefSeq and is a predicted model, not a curated record. Gene Ontology annotation, biological process: mRNA splicing, via spliceosome. Gene Ontology annotation, cellular component: U1 snRNP; U2 snRNP; U2-type prespliceosome. Lineage: Eukaryota; Fungi; Ascomycota; Eurotiomycetes; Onygenales; Ajellomycetaceae. Gene Ontology annotation, molecular function: RNA binding. The transcript is spliced from 5 exons.
AUGGCUGUAAAUAAACAGGGCAAAAUGCCGCGUCUGUGUCUGUUUCCUGGAGCUGAGAUUCCGCUAACAGUGCCUGCCAACCAGAUCAACUACCGGAUGAGGGUGACCUUGACCGAUGGACGACAAAUGACAGGUCAAAUGCUCGCCUUUGAUAAGCAUAUGAAUCUCGUUCUAGCGGAUACGGAGGAAUUCCGGCGUGUCAAGAGAAAAUCAACCAAAUCAACUCAAGCCCCCGGAUCCAGCACACCAACCCUCGUCGAAGCCGAAGAGAAACGAACGCUUGGCCUCACAAUCUUGCGCGGGACACAAGUCGUCUCGUGUUCCGUUGAUGGACCGCCGCCUGCAGACCCCGCAGCGCGGUUAGGUUCAACUGUGCCUGGCGCAUCAGGAGCUUCUGCAGCCACCUUGGCCGCAGGGCCUGGUAUCAGCAGGCCUGCUGGAAGGGGUUUGCCUGUUAGCCUUGGGGGCCCAGCAGCUGGUGUUGGUGGACCGCCCCCUCCCGGAGGAUUUGGAGCGUUCCCCCCUCCAGGAUUCCCUGGGGCCCUGCCCCCGGGAUUCCCGGGACGAGGAGGACCACCUGGAGGACCUGCUGGCUUUGCACCACCACCUCCUGGAUUCGCACCCGGUGCAACCGGUGGACCCGGUGGACCUCCCGGGUUCCCACAGCCACCUGGUUUCCAACCCCCUCCUGGCCAGGGCAGAGGCUUCCCGCCCCCUGGAUUUGGUGGACGAUGA